Messenger RNA from Pongo pygmaeus (Bornean orangutan), 1313 nucleotides. It is a transcript of the gene MDH2, whose product is annotated as malate dehydrogenase 2. Gene Ontology annotation, cellular component: cytoplasm; mitochondrion. Gene Ontology annotation, molecular function: L-malate dehydrogenase (NAD+) activity. The transcript has 9 exons. The coding region runs from base 117 to 1133 and encodes 338 amino acids. The record is from RefSeq and is a predicted model, not a curated record. Lineage: Eukaryota; Metazoa; Chordata; Mammalia; Primates; Hominidae. Gene Ontology annotation, biological process: malate metabolic process; tricarboxylic acid cycle.
CCGCUCACCCUCGCGAGGCCCCAGGGAGCAGGCGCUGCGCAGUGUGGAGGUCGUUGGAGUCACUUCCCCGUCACCAGCUCCUGUGCCUGUCAGUCGGCGCCCCUCCCGCUUCAGCCAUGCUCUCCGCCCUCGCCCGGCCUGCCAGCGCUGUUCUCCGCCGCAGCUUCAGCACCUCGGCCCAGAACAAUGCUAAAGUAGCUGUGCUAGGGGCCUCUGGAGGCAUCGGGCAGCCACUUUCACUUCUCCUGAAGAACAGCCCCUUGGUGAGCCGCCUGACCCUCUAUGAUAUCGCGCACACACCCGGAGUGGCUGCAGAUCUGAGCCACAUCGAGACCAAAGCCGCUGUGAAAGGCUACCUCGGACCUGAACAGCUGCCUGACUGCCUGAAAGGUUGUGAUGUGGUAGUUAUUCCGGCCGGAGUACCCAGAAAGCCAGGCAUGACCCGGGACGACCUGUUCAACACCAAUGCCACGAUUGUGGCCACCCUGACCUCUGCCUGUGCCCAGCACUGCCCGGAAGCCAUGAUCUGCGUCAUUGCCAAUCCGGUUAAUUCCACCAUCCCCAUCACAGCAGAAGUUUUCAAGAAGCACGGAGUGUACAACCCCAACAAGAUCUUCGGCGUGACGACCCUGGACAUCGUCAGAGCCAACACCUUUGUUGCAGAGCUGAAGGGUUUGGAUCCAGCUCGAGUCAACGUCCCUGUCAUUGGUGGCCAUGCCGGGAAGACCAUCAUCCCCCUGAUCUCUCAGUGCACCCCCAAGGUGGACUUUCCCCAGGACCAGCUGACAGCACUCACUGGGCGGAUCCAGGAGGCCGGCACGGAGGUGGUCAAGGCUAAAGCCGGAGCAGGCUCUGCCACCCUCUCCAUGGCGUAUGCCGGUGCCCGCUUCGUCUUCUCCCUUGUGGAUGCGAUGAAUGGAAAGGAAGGUGUUGUGGAAUGUUCCUUCGUUAAGUCACAGGAAACGGAAUGUACCUACUUCUCCACACCGCUGCUGCUUGGGAAAAAGGGCAUUGAGAAGAACUUGGGCAUCGGCAAAGUCUCCUCUUUUGAGGAGAAGAUGAUCUCGGAUGCCAUCCCCGAGCUGAAGGCCUCCAUCAAGAAGGGGGAAGAUUUCGUGAAGACCCUGAAGUGAGCCGCUCUGAUGGGUGGCCAGUUUCCUUAAUUCAUGAAGGCAUCAUGUCACUGCAGAGCCGUUGCAGAUAAACUUUGUAUUUUAAUUUGCUUUGGUGAUGAUUACUGUAUUAACAUCAUCAUCCCUUCCAAAUUGUGGGUGGCUCUGUGGGCGCAUCAAUAAAAGCCGUCCUUGAUUUUA